This is a messenger RNA of Paramecium tetraurelia, 1173 nucleotides long. RefSeq lists its product as uncharacterized. The record is from RefSeq and is a predicted model, not a curated record. The transcript is spliced from 5 exons. NCBI's taxonomy places the organism in Eukaryota, Ciliophora, Oligohymenophorea, Peniculida, Parameciidae.
AUGUACAAAUUAGCAGUCUGCACAUUGCUUAUCCUUAGCGUAACAGCAAUUGAUGUCACAAACUCAGUUUGGACAAGCCAUGACCAAAAAGCUUUUGCUCAAAUUAAACAAUCUGGUUGGGGUAAUUUCAUUUUGAACUUUGGUGAACUCCAUUUAAGUACAGGAGGUAUCCUUUCAGAAUUAAACACUGAAAUUGCUAAACUUAUUGACGAAUUGGAUGAGGAAUUAGCAGAAGUCCAUCAUUAAUAUGCAAGAAGAACAGACAUUCACAACAGAGAAGUUUCAAGACUUGAAUAAGAAAUCUAAGAUAAAGAAAGAGAGGUCUUCAAUGCCCACGAUUUCUAUGAUAACGUAUUGAUCCCAUAAAGAGAUAGAUUUGCUGCUCAACUUGAAUAAUUAUAAGAAAACAUUGCUCAAAACAGAAAGACCCUUAACGAAUCAACAGUUCAAAGAGCUAAGGACCAUGCCGAAUUUGAAGCUUAGGUUGCUGAACACAAUGAAGCCAUUGGAGCUAUUGAUGAAUCAUUAUAAUUACUCAGCCAAUUGGAAUCACCAUCCCUUGUCUAAAUCUAAAAGGUCUAAAAGAAUUUGACCAAAAUCUAAUAAUCACUCAAAAGACACAGCACAUUCUAAACCUUCAUCAAGACUCUUUUGGAAAUUGCUGUUGAAGCUAAUUUCGCUGAUCAAGGUGCCCUUAGAGAAAUUUUGACUGCCUUCAACAACUUGAGAGUUCAAUUAGUUGACUCACUCAACCAACUCACUGCUGAUGAAGCUGAAGCCUAAAAGGACUUUGAAGCCAGAGUCAUUCAAUUAAACUAAGAACAUGCUGAAUUCUAAAGAGCUGUUAUAGUUAAGACAGCUGAAAUUGAAGCCAAUGCAAACAAGAUUGAAUAAACCCUUGAUUUAAUUGAUACCUUACAUGCUGAUUUAGACACAUUGAAUGGAUAAUUGUAAGCAGAAAAUGAUGACUAUGCUUUCGCAACUGAUGUCUACAAUGCUACCGUUGCUGAAUACAACAAGGAAUUAAAUGCUGCCCACUAAGCCUUGGAUUUAUUGAAUCAACCAAGAUUUACCGACUAUGUUAAAUCUUAACUCAAGGGAGCAUUUUGAUAUUAUUCAUUCAAUAAAAGUAAAUGAAUUCAUUAUUAAAUUACAUUAAAAUAUUCCUUUCUA